CUUCCAUACCCAUCUGUGGGCGGUUGUUGUAUGGGGCCACUCCUCCACUGUCAGCGCCGCCGCUUCUGCUGCUGCGGGGCUGGAGCUCAAUCCGCUCACUAGACCUCCAACAGUAACAGGAGCAGCGAUCGGACCGGAGAAUGAUCGCUGUCCGGAGAACAUAGAUGUGCAAAGCCCCUGGAAUACCCGAGCGCUGGAGAGGCCAGAAACAACAGCCGUGGAGGACAGCCUUCAUUUAAGAUUCAAAAGGGAAAGACCUACGGUGAAGCCAUGGCGGUAGAAGAAGAAGGUCUCCGGGUUUUUCAGAGCGUUAAAAUAAAAAUAGGGGAAGCAAAAAACAUCCCUCCAUAUCCAGGGCCGAACAGGAUGAGGGAUUGUUACUGCACCGUUAACCUGGACCAAGAAGAGGUCUUCAGGACCAAGAUCGUGGAAAAGUCACUUUGUCCGUUCUACGGGGAGGAUUUCUACUGCGAGAUCCCGCGCAGCUUCAGACAUCUCUCCUUCUACAUCUUCGACAGGGACGUCUUCAGGAGGGACUCCAGCAUUGGCAAGGUUGCCGUGAAGAAAGAGGACCUGCAGAAAUAUCAUGGGAAAGACACUUGGUUCCAGCUGCAGCCUGUCAGCGCUGACUCAGAAGUGCAGGGAAAGGUACAUCUGGAGCUGCGCCUGAGUGAAGUCAUCACAGACAGCGGAGCGAUCAUCCAUAAACUGGCCACACGCGUUUUGGAGUGCCAAGGCCUUCCAAUCGUCAAUGGACAGUGUGAUCCCUACGCUGCUGUUUCCUUACUAGGUCCUUCAAGGUCAGAGGCCAAGAAGACCAAGGUUAAGAGAAAAAACAACAAUCCCCAGUUUGAUGAAACGUUCUACUUUGAGGUUACGCGGCCACUGAGUUACACGAAGCGACAGUUUGAUGUUGAAGAGGAGGACGUUGACAAAUUGGCACUGAGGGUGGAUCUGUGGAAUGCCAGUAACCUAAAGUUUGGGGACGAGUUCCUGGGUGGGGUUCGAGUCCCUCUGCGGGUUUUGGGCCAAGCUGGAGUGCACGACGCCUGGUACUUUCUGCAGCCUCGGGAGAACGGAGGGAAGUCCGUUAAGGUGGAAGACCUUGGCUCUCUGCGUCUGAACAUUGUUUACACCGAGGACCACGUCUUCCCUUCUGAACACUACACUCCCCUCAGAGAUCUGCUGCUGCAGUCUGCUAACGUCGAGCCCGUGUCAGCGUCCACUGCGCACGUAUUGGGGGAGGUGUGUCGAGAGAAGCAGGAAGCCGCCAUCCCGCUCGUGCGUCUCUUUCUUCAUUACGGCAAAAUAGUGCCUUUCAUCAGCGUCAUCGCUCAUGCAGAAAUCAACCGCACACAGGAUCCAAACACCAUUUUCCGAGGAAACUCGUUGACUUCUAAGUGUAUCGAUGAGACCAUGAAGCUGGCUGGGAUGCACUAUUUGCAGGUUACGCUUAAACCAAUCAUAGACGAGAUCUGCACAGAACACAAAUCCUGCGAAAUCGACCCCGUCAAGCUCAAAGAGUCGGAGAACUUGGAGACAAACAGGGAAAACCUCCGCCAUUACGUGGACCGCAUCUUCAGCGUCAUCACCAGCUCUGGCGUCCGCUGUCCCACUGUCAUGUGCGACAUCUUCUUCUCUCUGAGGGAGUCCGCUGCCACUAGGUUUCAAGUUGACCCAGAUGUUCGAUACACAGCAGUGAGCAGCUUCAUCUUUCUGCGUUUCUUCGCACCCGCCAUCCUCUCACCAAACUUAUUCCACCUACGGCCCCAUCACCCUGAUCCCGUCACCUCAAGAACCCUCACCCUCAUCUCCAAGACAAUACAGACUCUUGGAAGUCUCGCCAAGUCUAAAUCUGCCAAUUUUAAAGAGUCCUACAUGGCUGCAUUUUACGACUACUUCAAUGAGCAGAAAUAUGCAGAUGCUGUGAAGAAUUUUCUGGACCUGAUCUCCACUUCCGGCAAAUGGGAUCAGAAGAGCAUUGAAACACCAAUCAUGCUCAAGGAGGGGAGUGUAAAAGUCACUAUAAAGAGGGUUGAUGGGAAGGGGUCUAAAGCCCCAAAGGGCAGAUUUAUGAUAAAGAGAGCUCAGGGCAGAAAUCGGUUUGGAAUGAAGAACUUCAAGAAAAGGUGGUUCCGUCUCACCAACCACGAGUUCACCUAUCACAAAACAAAAGGAGAGGGAGCUCUGUGCAGCAUUCCUAUAGAGAACAUAUUGGCAGUGGAGAGGCUAGAAGAGGAGUCUUUCAAGAUGAAAAAUAUGUUCCAGGUUAUUCAGCCAGAGCGAGCACUCUACAUCCAGGCCAACAACUGUGUGGAGGCCCGAGACUGGAUAGACAUCCUGACCAAAGUCAGCCAGAGCAACCGCAAACGUCUGAGCACCUACCAUCCUUCAGCCUACCUCAACGGCCACUGGCUCUGCUGCAAGCUGUCUGCAGACACAGCCCCCGGGUGUACGCCCUGCACAGGUGGCCUACCUGCGAACAUCCAGCUUGACGUAGACGGAGACAGAGAGACUGAGAGGAUUUACUCCCUCUUCAGCACAUACAUGACCAAACUGAUCAAAAUGCAAGAGGCCUGCGGAAGUAAGUCCGUGUAUGACGGGCCUGAACAGGAGGAGUAUUCUACCUUUGUCAUCGACGACCCCCAGGAGACGUACAAAUCCCUGAAGCAGAUCAUUUCAGCUGUACAGACGUUGGAGCAGCAGCACACCAAGUACAAACGGGACAAGUUCAAGAAGACCAAGAUAGGCAGCCAGGAGCAUCCAAUCGGAGACAAGAGCUUUCAGUGCUACAUCCGCCAGCAGUCUGAGAACACCACCUACUCUAUCUAGCAGCAGCUUGGCAUAUUUUUUUCUGUUCUGCCCAGAACCAGCAUAUUUUAUCAUUACUGCGAGAAAGGCCAACUCUAAAGCAACCCAGUGUCUGGUAAUGAGUUGGAAAUCUUUUUCUUCUUAAGAAGGUAAAAAAGAGCAGGUGCAUCCAAGCCAAAUAUUUUUUCACAGACAACUCUGAAGCUGGUUUGGCAACAGGGAUCCUCUGAUUUACUGAUAUGUUCAGUUUUUAAGGAAACCUUCAACCAGACUUAAAGCUGUGUUGUGUUGACUGGGCAUCCUUCUCGCAGCGUCUCUAAGCAUAUUUCUGCAAAUUUGGAGAAACUAACCUCAGAUCAGUGGGAAGAAGGAAGGGAUGGAAAAGCUGAGAUAUUCACAACACACUGUAUUCAGACCUGGUGUCCUUUCUGUGAUGCGACAAGAAAAAACUAAAAACAUUUUACUGGACACUUUUGACGGUGACCAACACGCACUUUAAUUGCCUCCAGAUCCAUGGAUGAACAAGCCUCGCAGCACACUUUGAACAUCCUCUUUUAUCUGUUUCAUUUUAGUUUUUUUUUUUAUUGGUUGUUGAAAUGUUUAGUUGCAUUUCACCUCCAACAGACCAAACUUAAGAAGGACGAAAUAACAAAAUAUUUUUUCUGUUUGGGUGAUUUUGUCCUUAUGCACUUGAGUUUUUUUGUGUUAUUGUUCUGUUUUAUCCCAGGUCCCCUCUGUAAGGCUGCGGGUGUCAAGGGGAUAAUCGAAGGGAUCACUGGGACCAAGAAGAUCUGAAAGCAGCUUGACAUGAGCUGUAAAUUCUCACUCCACACACAAUUGUAUCUUUCUUUUUAAUCUUUAUCAUCAUGGUAAGCCUGGUUUAGGUCAGAUCGGUUGUCACAUACAUGUGUGACCUGUAUGGAGGGUAGCAGAGAAGAGUUUAGGUGUUUUUAGCUGCUUACACAGAGUCUUUGUGUGCUCUAAAAUAAUUUGACAGCAUUCAAACAGCAGAGAACUGGUUUUGGUUUUUGUCCACAAUGUUCCAGGUACUCUUAACUCAAAUCCUUAACAUCCUUUAUGAAUUAUACUUUAUUUUUUGAUUGGCCCAAACAGGGACUAGAAUCAGAAACAAUGUGACCACAGUCAUAUAAAUUCUUCAGAGAAUUAAAAGUAAUUACAUAAAAUGGGAGAAAUGCAUUUUAUAUAUUAAUAUAUCUCCAUAUUUUAGCAAAUUACGUAACUAGCAUAAGAAAAAAGCUGAAUAGUUCAAUAAAACAGUUUCUGGAACCUUCUAAGCGCCUGUGGAUCUGGAGCCCAUUUAGUAAAACAUAUUUUUCAGGCACAGAAACACAUUUGUUCAUUCCUGAAAUGUUGCUUUCACACUAACGUAACUUUUAUACAUUAACAAAAUUCAGAAACAAAAUUGUUUAGCCCUCUUUGCUUCAGGUCUGUCUCCACCACUCUUCUUCCCAUUCAGAGGAUGCUCUUCUUUAUGAUAAUCUCUGUAAAAGAUGUAAUAUUGGCUUAUAGAGUCAAGUUCUUACAAACAGCAGUAGGAGGGAACCAAGAAACUAGAUGUGAAUCUAGGUUAAUGGAUGACCUUUUUGUGUAUUACUAACAGUGCAUGGUGAAGUUACUUCAAGUUACUUGGGAUAAGUUCACCUCUAGAAAUCAACCUUUUGGCCAAUCUCACAUGCUGCUUUGGCUGGAAGGUUUUCUCACUCUGUGUAGGUAGCUAAAGCCACAUUACUAUUGUUGUGACAUGCAGGGACAGUGUUAGAGAAACGUCAUUACAAAGAUUUCUUUUCCUUCCUAUUAUUCCAUAAACUAACAUUUUAUCCAGUUUAACACAAGCUGUAAUUUUGUGGUUCGUGUGGAGUUGAUUUGGGCUGCCAUAAAGUUGCAGUCCUUCUGUUCCUUAGGUCCUUUAGGAGAAAUCACCUCCUUCUUGUCCUCUUCCUCCCCUUGUGUUCUGAUGUAUAUUUUGUGCAUUCCUCUGAGAAGCUGUCCGCUGUGAAUCUUACCGGACCGCAGCUCAGAAUCCGUCGAAGGUACAGGUUUUAUUGUUCUUGCGUGGUUCUUUUUGUCGCUCCACGCUUUCCGAAGGCGGCCACUCUGAGGUACGCUCUCAUUCUUGCCAAACCUGUGCAUACAAAGUGUAGCUGUUGCCCUGAUGGUCUCUUUGAAAAAAAAAAAAAGAAGAAGCAAAUUUUGUAUUUUCUACACCUCAGUUCAUGUAUAUUUAGCCUCACAGGUGUUCCUAUGAAUACAGGAUCCCAACCAGUGCCAGUCAUGAUGUUUCUAAAAUCAACUUUUUAAAAAGCAAUCAAAAAAUAUUAUUUAGAUAUAAUUUUUUUCUUACUUAGCCUAAACGGUUUUUAAAAAGUUGACCACUUAUUCAAACAAUAUUCUUCUUCUCUGCAAUGAACGUGGUGAAUUUUAAGGAAGCUCCUUGUUUUCUAUCUUGCCAUACACAAACCUUGAACUGAAUGACUGAAUUGUUAGUGUGUGUGAGUAUUUUUGUGGUGUUUUAAUGAUGAAUUUUAUUGCCAAUUAAUUUAAACCUUGUGUUACAGGUCAUUUAUUAAAAACAACCACUGCCCGCAAUUAUACUAAAGACACUAUUGUCCCACUCUGGCCUGAUUUAGUGCUCCUCUAUUGUAGAUCCUUUAUUAUUCUCCUCUAAAAAAAAAAAAAAAAAAGAAAAGAAAUCGUUUGCCAAUAAAUGAUCCCAACUGAAAUAUUGAGACAACAGUGUUGCUUUAACUUCUGAACUGUUUUUCCCUUCAGUUGCUAAUUUUCCUCAGGUGUAUGAGAGUCAUAUUUAUUAUAAUUUUUCAGUAAAAAGUCUGCUGAGGUAGUGCAGCUUUGGCAGUUACAGUAAGAGCACCUCCUCUAUCCCGAAAGCCCCCCCUCCCAAAAAAAAAGGGGGGGGGGGGGCUGAAUUAUGCAAUAAAGAAGAUAUGCAAUAAUACACAAAACACAAAUCAACAGUUCACGCCUGCUGACCUUUUGCAGGAAAAUGCCUCUAAUAACAGAGAAAUGGUAUAAAGGGAGAACAGUGUAUUUUGUACAAAUAUUUUAAAAGUAUUAAAGUGUGUUAAAUGUGUACAUACAACAGCUGAAUGAAUGGUGCAAAUGUGAUGUGUUUUUUUUCCUGAAUAACUAAAUGAAUACAAUAUUAAUGUAAA
Molecule: messenger RNA, 6002 nt
Organism: Girardinichthys multiradiatus
Lineage: Eukaryota; Metazoa; Chordata; Actinopteri; Cyprinodontiformes; Goodeidae
Gene: rasa3
Product: RAS p21 protein activator 3
Exons: 25
Coding region: 271-2832 (853 amino acids)
Biological process (GO): intracellular signal transduction; regulation of GTPase activity; negative regulation of Ras protein signal transduction
Molecular function (GO): GTPase activator activity
Source: RefSeq, a predicted model, not a curated record